UGAGAUCUCGCCGCCGAGCUACUGAUCUCGCCGUCGACCCCUUUCUCCUCCUCGAGCCAACUCUUCCAACUCCAGCCCCUCCCCUCCCCCAACUCCAGCCCCUCCCCGUUCGACGCCGACGGCAGCUGGUUCGAGCUCUGGAUCGGGGGAUGCGACGGCUCAGAGGAAGAAUAAGAGGCCAAAGUGCUUUGGUUCAGGUAUUCCACUUGAAACAGGUCUGUAUCCGCCACGACACCGCCGCCAACACCCACCGUCGGCCGAGAAAAUUCCCUCUGGUUCGUAUCCGGUUGUUCCCUCAAUUCCAAUUGAGGCUAAGAUGCAGAGACAGGCCAGAUUUAGACUCGGAAGUUCUCCCUGAACUGGAGGAGCUUUGCAAAGUGGCUAUUGUUUGUUUCAAGUUGAGACAAUGCAAUGUUUAUGCACCGAGCCAUUAUCUAUGCCCAAUAUUGCAGGAAAUUAUGGAAAAUCCCCAUAUUGCUGCUGAUGGAUAUACUUACGAGUAUAGAGCAAUUAAAGCAUGGCUUGGAAAACACAAGAUAUCUCCCGUUACGAAGCUCAUCCUCUGGCUUACAACAUCCUGAGAAAUGAGAUUGCUCGAUACAUGAUCGUACUCCUGUAACAUUUCAACUUCCUCCGAAGUUACGGAGAGCUUGAUUAAUUUAUGAUGCAAAUUUAUCAUAAAUAACGGUAGCUUGGUCUUUGCAUACUACAAGGAAGGCGCCAGUGAUCCUACCCUUUUGUACUUCGCCCACGGGCUGAAGGAGAUCAAAUGCUAGAGCCUGUUCUUUUCAGAACUCCAAAAGAAGGAGAUUUGUACUCUAAUGAUAUGUUACCUAAAUUAUCUGUUGCCGCUGGACUUGGGUCUUUUAAAGCUUUAACUGUGGUACUUAAUAAACUUAUGUGGGUUUGAGUAAUGUUUUUGUCACAACUUUUUUAAGUUAUAUUUCAUUGGACUGAGUAGUGAUUAUUUUCUUCUUU
This is a messenger RNA of Asparagus officinalis (garden asparagus), 978 nucleotides long. RefSeq names its product U-box domain-containing protein 34-like. Lineage: Eukaryota; Viridiplantae; Streptophyta; Magnoliopsida; Asparagales; Asparagaceae. The coding region runs from base 150 to 581 and encodes 143 amino acids. The transcript has 4 exons. Gene Ontology annotation, molecular function: ubiquitin-protein transferase activity. The record is from RefSeq and is a predicted model, not a curated record. Gene Ontology annotation, biological process: protein ubiquitination.